Chaetomium fimeti is the source of this 1260-nucleotide messenger RNA. Its product is annotated as pyridoxal phosphate-dependent transferase. Gene Ontology annotation, cellular component: cytosol. The record is from RefSeq and is a predicted model, not a curated record. Gene Ontology annotation, molecular function: L-aspartate:2-oxoglutarate transaminase activity; pyridoxal phosphate binding. Bases 1 to 1260 code for a protein of 419 amino acids. The transcript is spliced from 3 exons. Lineage: Eukaryota; Fungi; Ascomycota; Sordariomycetes; Sordariales; Chaetomiaceae. Gene Ontology annotation, biological process: L-aspartate biosynthetic process.
AUGUCGCCGUCAUCAAUAACAAGCUUCCCCGCCGAGGCGGUCCCUCAGGCCCCCGAGGAUCCCCUCUUCGGGUUGAUGAGGGCUUACAAGGCUGAUUCAAGCCCGGACAAGGUUGAUCUGGGAAUCGGCGCGUACCGUGAUGAUACCGCAAAACCCUGGGUUCUUCCCGUGGUCAAGAAGGCCGAUGAGAUCUUGCGCAACGACCCAGAAGCCAACCACGAAUACCUCCCAAUCGCUGGCCUCGCGGCGCUGACCAGCAAAGCCGCCGAGCUGCUGCUUGGGAAAUCCGCGCCCGCCAUCACUGAGAAGCGCUCGGCCUCUGUCCAGACUAUUUCCGGGACUGGCGCUGUGCACCUGGGAGCUCUCUUCCUGGCGAGGUUCUACAAGACCCAAGGCGUCAACCGCACCGUCUACGUCAGCAACCCGACAUGGGCGAACCACCACCAAAUAUUCACCAAUGUCGGCCUGCCGAUUGCCACCUACCCCUACUUCAGCAAGGAGACCAAGGGCCUGGACUUCGAGGGGAUGAAGUCGACGCUUGAGCAAGCCCCGGAUGGCAGCAUCGUCCUCUUGCACGCCUGCGCACACAACCCCACGGGCGUCGACCCGACCCCAGAGCAGUGGCGUGAGCUCGCCGCCCUGCUGAAGGCCAAGAAGCACUUCCCUUUCUUCGACACGGCCUACCAGGGCUUCGCCUCGGGCGACCUUGACCGGGACGCCGGCGCCAUCCGGCUCUUUGUCGAGCAGGGUUUCGAGCUGGUCAUCGCUCAGUCCUUCGCCAAGAACUUCGGUCUCUACGGCCAGCGCGCCGGCUGCUUCCACUACGUAGCUUCGCCGGCGGCCGACGCCGCCGAGACCACGACGCGCGUGGCCUCGCAGCUGGCCAUCCUGCAGCGCUCCGAGAUCAGCAACCCGCCCAUCUACGGCGCCCGCAUCGCCUCCAUCGUCCUGAACGACCCCGCGCUGUUCGCCGAGUGGCAGGAGAACCUCCGCACCAUGUCGGGCCGCAUCAUCGACAUGCGCAAGAAGCUCCGGGCCAAGCUCGAGGAGCUCCAGACCCCCGGCCAAUGGAACCACAUCACGGACCAGAUCGGCAUGUUCAGCUUCACAGGCCUGAGCGAGCCCCAGGUCCUCAAGCUGCGGUCUGACUACCACAUCUACAUGACCAAGAACGGGCGGAUCAGCAUGGCGGGUCUGAAUUCGAGGAAUGUGGACUACGUCGCCGCGGCUGUGGACAAGGUGGUUCGGGAAGUGCAAUAG